AUGUGCAACCUGAGCUGCUCAGUGGCUGUGGGCAGGGUGCACGUAGAUCUGACCAGCAGCACCACGACAAGGACCACGCUCGAUGCCGAGGCGGCACAGUUCGUCUCUAGCCACGCGGCCGACGGGAACUUUCUUUUCAUAGACAACAAGCGGGCUGUCUUGUCCGAUGAGCCGAUGAAUGCGUUCGGAGGCGCGAUGGAGUACUCUAAGGUGGAGUGGCAGGGGCCGCUUGCUGGCCACCCGCGACCACCAGGAGUUCGUGAUAUUUUGUGCGCUAUUGCAGAUCGUAAAAAUCCUACCAGAUUUCGAGUGCCACACUUGUGGAUAAAAGCUACCUUACUUGGCACGACUGCAAACCAGCCAUCCAAGUCUCUGGAAGUGAGGAAAGCGUUCCGUAGUCUGUCGCCCAGACCCGUCUUCGUCGGUCCCGCUGCCCGGAACGGCCAGAUGCAGCCCGAUUCAUCCGAGCCACCACCUCAAGAAGUGAGAAAAGCGUUCCGUAGUCCAUCACCCAGCACCGUCUUCAUCGGGCCCGGUGACAGGAACGGCGAGAUGCAGUCCGAUUCGCCCGUGCCACCACAUCAGUCGGCUCACGCUGCUCCGUCUUUCAGGUCCGCGUCGCCAGCCAAUCAGGCCAUGGCAGAGUCUGAUCUAGACCUGGUGAACACCUUCGUGGGUCGGGACAUGCUGACGGCCGGAAGUCAGGACAACAGUGAAGAAAACGACGAGGCGGCCAUGGAGGCCAUCAUGAGCUUGCUGGAAGUGGACGCUGGACUUGGUGGACCGGUGGACUUCAGUGGCAUGCCGUGGCCCAUGCCUUGGAACAUCCUGGCUGAGACACUCGACAUUGGAGUUGGAGACUGA
Messenger RNA from Rhipicephalus microplus (southern cattle tick), 864 nucleotides. RefSeq lists its product as uncharacterized. NCBI's taxonomy places the organism in Eukaryota, Metazoa, Arthropoda, Arachnida, Ixodida, Ixodidae. The record is from RefSeq and is a predicted model, not a curated record.